Messenger RNA from Leptinotarsa decemlineata (Colorado potato beetle), 12786 nucleotides. RefSeq names its product dynein heavy chain 2, axonemal kl-2 (gene kl-2). Lineage: Eukaryota; Metazoa; Arthropoda; Insecta; Coleoptera; Chrysomelidae. Gene Ontology annotation, biological process: microtubule-based movement. The record is from RefSeq and is a predicted model, not a curated record. Gene Ontology annotation, molecular function: ATP hydrolysis activity; ATP binding; dynein intermediate chain binding. Gene Ontology annotation, cellular component: dynein complex.
GUUGCCAUGGUAAAGUCAAACAACUAUGUUUGUUUUACAUUUUAUUUUCAAAUAACUGAUUUUUAUAAAAGAGUUUGAAGAUGUCAUCUCCUUCACCAGUGCCAGUUUUUAAAGAAACUGAAGGAGAUGACAAAGAUUCUCUUUUUUCUUCAGAAAAAUCAGAAGCGAAAACUGAUGUAUCCGUAUCCUCCGAAUCAGAAGAAGAAGAAAAAGUGAUAGAAUAUUCCAGUGAAGAAUUAAACAGCUUCGUGUCGUACAUUAAAGAAUUGACUACUCUCCAUUUGUUAUCGCCCGAAGAUUGGACUGCAAAAUGCGAAACAAUGAUCAGUUACUGGUUGAUGGACACCAGCAAGCCACUCCUCUGCAUCUACUUUGAUGAGGACGACCUCGUUUGUGAUACUGAAGUACCGACGGGCCCCAUUCAAGACGACCUCAUGUACUUUUUGAGGCAGCCCAACUACAGAUUCGAAGUCGACACUUUCUACGACAACAUCAUUUUCGGCACCGUCGACUACAACAUUGAGGGGACGAUGCUGGAAAUUGUUAGAGAUGUCUAUGCUCCUUUGCUACUAUCAUCCCAAAAUUGGCCAGACAGUGUGAAGAACGAGUUCUGCAACAACCUGCAGAUUUUCCUCUCGAAAUUAACCGACCUCCACUACAAGCUGUCUGGACUCACCGUCUUGUACGUUCCCAGCGAGGUGUUGAGCAUCCCUCUUGCUGGCGCUUCGAACGAUAAAGAGUUGGUGAAGAGACUGGAGGGAAUCGUCGUUUUCUGGACGAAGCAAGUGCGAGUCGGUUUGCAAGAUCAAGACCAAAACACUCCAGACGAUUUGCUGUGCCCCAAGGACGAAUACGAGUUUUGGAAAUACCGAUACGAAAAUCUGCUGGGCUUGAACUACCAACUCGAGAACGAAGGCAUAAAGCACAUCUGCAACAUUUUGACGUCGAUCCAGUCCACGUACGUGCGACAAUUUCGUGUGCUCGCUGACGAAAUAACGAAAAACGUAGCCGAAUCCAAGUCGAACAUCGAAUAUCUAAACGUCCUGGUAGCGCCUUGCGAAGAAUUGUCGGCUGCCAAGUCUCCCGAUGAAUUCAAGAAGAUGGUUCCGAAAAUUUUCCAUCUUAUUCGGCACAUCUGGAUGAACAGCCCCUAUUACAACACGACAGAUAAAAUCACGCAGCUGUGCAGGGCGCUCAGCAACCAAAUCAUAUUGCAGUGCAGAGGUUAUAUCGACUUGGACGUUGUGUUUGUGAAGAAGCACACGAAGAAGGCCAUCAAAAUGUUCGAAACCUGCAUAGACGCCAUAACGGAGUACAUCAAGACGUACGUGUUCAUAUCUAAUAGUCACGACCAGUUUGGGGAGAGACCGUGGGAUUUGGAUCUGGCUCCGAUAUUCAACCACGUCGAUUCGUUUAUGCAACGCUGCAAAGAUAUGAUCGAGAUUUGCGAGGCGAUGGUAGUUUUUGGACGUUUCGACGAAACCGAGAAAAUACCCAAACCAAGGUUUGGCGGUUCGAAGGGACCUGAGUUUGAAAAAUGGGCGGAACGGGUUGAGAAAAUGUUUAGAGAAAGCUUGGCAGAUAUCGAAAGGGUGAAGCAAAGAAUACUCGAUGUUCAAAUCGCCGAUUGGUACGACGACAUUUUGAAAUUCAAAACGAGGAUGAAAGACGUGGAAGUAGUGGUGGAAAACUUGACCAAUGCGGUUUUUGAUAGCGUCGCGAAUAUUGAAGAAGGUAUCGAAUCCCUGGCUGCUCUCCACAACUUUACCAAGAGGAGAACCCUGGUUUCUCUGAUCAAGGGGAAAACUUUACUGGUGUACAAGAUGUUCAGGCAGGCGAUAUUGGACGCAAAGCAGGAUAUGCAGACAGAGGCUGAAGUUUAUCCUACUCUGAUGUCAUAUUUUUCAGGAAGAGCGCAUAUGAUAAACAUGAAGAAGAACAUGUUGCAAAACUUGAAACAGAUGUUUGAUGAUGCCGGUUGGAUGAUGCCUUGUAGUAUUUCGAGAGAAGUUUUCGCGCAGUACGAAAAGUUGGUAUCGUCAGUGAACGAUCACAUUUUCAACCUCUUCCGAAAGUGGGUCGACAGCAUCGGAGAAGACAUAAACGCCAGAAUAAACAGACCGCUGAUGUGUAAAAGCUUAACGAAACCUGGACUUUUGGAAUGCAACAUCGACAGGUCUCUGUUGGAAAUCUUCCACGAGGCGAACUACUGGGAGUCUCUCAACUACGAAAUUCCCAUGUACGUUAAAUCUGUUUACCAGCGAGCGGAGUCUAUAAAGUUCGUCUACGAGUGUGUGUUGAACGUCGUACUAGAUUACAACAAAAUAAUUUCGUCCUUAUCAGACGAUGAACGGUUAUUGUUUAAACCGUUGAUUACGACGGUGGAGAAGAAAAUCUCGCCAGGUCUCAGCAAACUUACGUGGGGCACUGAUAUUGGAGAUGAAUAUAUAGCAGAUUGUAGCAAUAUUACCGCAGAGCUUCAAGCUUUCGUAGAUGACUACAAGAGUUGUAAUCUACAGAUUGUUUCGAUAUGCGAAAAAAUAUGCGAUACUCCCUUGAUCAACAUUCGUCCAAACUAUGCCUUCGAAAUUGAGGAGUUGGUCAGUGACUUGACAAGAAAUAUGCAAGAAGUCUUAUGUACGCUCAUCAGCUGGUACCAGGAGAUUAUACAGUUUGUUAUAUUGGUUUUUGAAGGUUUUGAAUCGAAUAUGGGGACUAUGGCGAACCAGUGGAUAAAAUAUAUUAAUAAUUUUGAUCGGCUCAUGGAAGAGGCGCUGAAAAUUUGUUGCAAGAAUUCUUUGGAGUUUAUGUACGAAGCUUUGCAUGGCGAUGGUACUACAGAACCUAAUCCACUGAUAAAACUAACUGCGAAUUUGACAGAUAAUAGGAUUAAAUUUAAACCAUCUCUGGUGGAAGUGGCUACGGUGAUUUCCAAUAUCCAUCAUAGCCUGGUUGAGGCCUUAACUGCUUUACCUAGACUCAAUGACAAGUUUCACGUGUCCGAUACAAGUUUCAAGCCUUACAGCGAGAUAAUAGCCGAAGAUUUGCAGUGUCAGCUUUUGCAGACGAAGCUGAAUCAAGAGGUGAGAGUGAAUGUCGAAAAGAUUAAAGUAUACAUGCAAACUUGGGAACCAUUUCGCGAUUUGUGGGAGGUGGACAAGUUGAAGUUCAUAGCAAGAUAUGAAAGGGAACACCCUAGCGCUCUUCUGUUCGAUUCCAAUAUAGGCCGCUACACUGAAAUGGCAAACAACGUUCAAAUCCAAGAGACCGUCUCUGCUGUACACUUCAUGCAAAUAAACUGCGCAGAACUGAAACGCGCUAUUGUCGAUCACUGUAUCGAAUGGCAGGAAAAAUUGUGCGAUCUCUUGUUUAAAAUGACCGAAGCGAAUCUUCGAGAACUUUAUGAUUACAUUAGGAUGAACAGCGAAGAUAUGAUUUUAAUGUUAUUAUCGUUUGCUCCCCUGAAAAUUUCCUUAUUCCCCUUCAUCCUUCAUCGUUCAGGGAAGGAACGUUUCAAAACGGAAUUACUGGAACAAGCCGAAGUUUCUAGAAAGGAGACUAGGGACUUACUGAACCAGUUCCUUAAGGAAGGACCUUUCACGUCUGAAUUCACGGCCACGGAAGCUAUGCGCUAUUUGAUCAAUAUGAGAAACCAACUUUUGGAAAUGAAACAAAGGGAUGACGUUUUGAGAAACGAUUUGGGAAUUUUCGGACUGAGUUUUCCGGAAUCCGUCGAUUUGUCCAGACUGGAAGGGGAAUUGACGGCACUUGAACUGAUUUGGCAGUUGGUUCACGAAUGGGAUCAAGCUUGGGAGAAAUAUAAAUCUGGUGAGUUUUGGACGAUAGAAACAACAGAAAUGGAAGAAACGGCCCAGACGUUGUUUAGGAAACUGACGAGACUCGCGAGAGAACUUAAGGAUAAAGGCUGGUCAAUCGUCGAAGACACCCGACAGAGAGUGGACGCAUUCAGACGUAUGCUUCCUCUACUGGGCGAUCUGAAAAACCCUGCAAUGCGAUCAAGACACUGGGACAAAGUCAGAGCGGCGGUGGAAGUCGAUUUUGACGAAAAUUCUACGGAUUUCAACUUGGAAGCUAUCUACGCCAUGGAGUUGCAUAAACACACCGAAGAAAUCAGCGAAAUUUCUAACGCAGCUACGAUGGAGCUGCAGAUCGAGAAAGGGCUCAAGGCCAUCGCAGAAAUUUGGAAGACUAUGAAAUUCGAGAUCAUCUCUUAUAAGGAGAGGUCCGUCUACAGGAUCAAGAACGUCGACGAUUGCUUCCAGGCGUUGGAGGAGAACAUGAUGCAGCUGUCGGUGAUGAAGAGUACUCGGUUCGUCGAACCAUUCACCGUAGAAGUGGACCACUGGGAGAGGACGUUGUCCUAUAUUAUGGAAACGCUAGAGAUGGCGCUGCAAGUGCAGAGGCAGUGGCUCUAUUUGGAGAAUAUAUUCUUCGGCGAAGACAUCCGUAAGCAGCUGCCCAAGGAAACGGAAGACUUCGACAACAUCACGGAUGAGUGGCGAGAAAUCACGACGCGAUUAUUUUUCGCCAAGUCCGCCCUUCUGGCCACUCACUAUAGGUCGCCUCCGUUUCUCUUCAACAGACUGAACCGGAUGAAUGAUAAGCUGGACAUAAUGCAAAGAGCCCUGGAAAGGUAUCUCGAGAAUAAGCGGCACAUCUUUCCAAGAUUUUACUUCAUAUCCAACGACGACAUGCUCGAAAUCCUCGGCAAUUCGAAGAAGCCGGAGGCGGUACAGACGCACCUGAAAAAGCUCUUCGAUAACCUGAACAAGAUGAAGAUUCAGAAGAACAUGGGCGUUAACAAACAGGAGGCGGCUGGAAUGUUCUCAGACGACGGCGAGUACAUGGAGUUCGUGCGUCCGUUUUACCUGGAGGGGCCGUCGGAGAUGUGGCUGUUGCAGCUGGAGGCGGCGAUGCAGUUGGUUCUUAGGACGGCAUUCAAGCCGUGCAGGGGCGAGCUCAAGAAGAUGCUCAACAAGCGCGACAAGUGGCUGAUGGCGAACUGCGGACAGUUGUGUAACGCAAAUUGCAGGGACACUAACGCUUUUGAGUGGUUUUCGCAGUUGAGAUUUUAUUGGGACAGGGAUACGGACGAUUGUGUCAUCAAACAAACAAAUACUUGCUUCAAAUAUGGUUACGAGUAUAAUGGGAAUUCAGGAAGACUCGUUAUAACACCAUUGACGGACAGAUGUUACAUAACCUUGACUACCGCCCUUCAUCUCUACAGAGGGGGAAGCCCCAAAGGACCUGCCGGAACGGGAAAAACCGAAACGGUUAAAGACCUCGGUAAAGCGAUGGGUAUGUGGGUGAUAGUGAACAAUUGUUCCGAGGGAUUGGACUACAAGAGUUUAGGGAAGUGUUUUUCUGGGCUGGCCCAAACGGGUGCUUGGGGGUGUUUUGAUGAAUUCAAUAGAAUCAACAUUGAAGUUUUGUCCGUCGUCGCUCAGCAGAUUUUGUGUAUCCUCUCCGCUAUCGCACAGAAGUUGAAGAGAUUCACUUUCGAAGGUUACGAGAUAAACUUGAGGUCAACUUGUGGUAUAUUCAUCACGAUGAAUCCAGGUUAUGCUGGCAGAACUGAAUUGCCAGAUAAUUUGAAGUCCAUGUUUCGCCCGAUUUCUAUGAUGGUGCCCGACAGUGGUAUCAUUGCUGAAAACGUUCUCUUCAGCGAUGGUUUUCAGAAUACUAAGUCGUUAGCUAAGAAGGUAUUCACACUCUACCGCCUAGCCGUCCAACAAUUGAGCAAACAGGACCACUACGACUUCGGGCUGAGGUCCAUGGUAGCGUUGUUACGAUACGCUGGAAGUAAGAGACGUCAGAUGCCGCACGUACCGGAAGAACAAGUCGUUUAUUUGGCCAUGCGAGACAUGAACAUCGCGAGACUAACUGCCAACGAUCUUCCUCUGUUCAAUGGGAUAAUGUCGGACAUUUUCCCCGGAGUAGUCAUUCCCAUAGUCGACUACAUCGACAUGAAUUUCGCGAUAACGGAGUACAUGGAGGAGAAUAAUUUACAGCCUAUCCCCAUCGCCCUGACAAAGAUCAUCCAACUGUACGAGACGAAGAAUUCCAGACAUUCGGUGAUGAUUCUAGGCAAGACUUGUACAGCGAAAUCUGUAACUUGGAAGGUGCUGCAAGGCGCAAUGGGCAAGUUGAAGCUGCUCAACAAACCGGGUUUCAACAACGUCCAGGUGUUUCCUCUGAAUCCCAAAGCUCUCAACUUGGCAGAGUUGUACGGAGAGUAUAACCUGAGUACCAACGAGUGGUUGGACGGGGUUAUCAGUGCGGUGAUGAGGCAGACUUGCUCAGAUGAAUCUCCUGAUCAGAAAUGGAUACUUUUCGACGGGCCAGUCGACGCGGUCUGGAUAGAGAACAUGAACAGCGUCAUGGACGACAACAAAGUCCUGACAUUGAUAAACAGUGACAGGAUAACGAUGCCGGAGCAGGUUUCCCUUCUGUUUGAAGUCGGCGACUUGGCUGUUGCCUCGCCGGCUACUGUCAGCAGGUGCGGGAUGGUGUACAAUGAUUACAAGGACUGGGGAUGGUCGCCCUAUGUUGAUUCAUGGGUCAAUAGCAAGAAAAAGUUCGGUGAAACGUUUACGAAAAAGAUGCUGAGUUUGUUCACUACUUAUUUAACGCCGAUAUUGGAAUUUAAACGACUCAAUUGCCAAGAGAAUCUCGAGUGUGCGGAGCUCAAUUUGGUUAUAUCCUUGUGUAAGCUGUUGGAUAUUUACGCUACGAAGCAAUACGGUCUAGAUCCUGCCAAGGAGGAGUUUGAAGACAUAGCCAAAAAUUGGUUUCUAUUCUGCUUGAUUUGGUCCGUAUGCUGUACCACCAACGAGGAAGGGAGAAAGAAAUUGGACGUUUUCAUAAGAGAAAAGGAAGGCGUUUUUCCGAUUAAAGACACUAUUUACGAAUAUUUUGUCGAUCAUCAAAAUAACUGCUUCGCUCCAUGGUCGGAGAAACUGCCGUAUGGUUGGAAAUACGAAGCUGGGAGCCCUUUUUAUAAAAUCACAGUCCCAACAGUUGAUACUGUUCGAUACGAGUUUCUUGUGGGUUCCCUCUUGGCCAACGGUUUUCCAGCGAUGUUAACUGGACCUGUGGGUACCGGUAAAACAUCAACGGCGCAAGCAGCUCUCUCGAGUCUCGACCCGGAAAAGUACACCAUCUUGAACAUCAACAUGUCGGCUCAGACUUCGUCUCAGAACGUUCAGGAUGCCGUUGAAAGCCGCGUGGAAAAACGUACCAAGGGUAGAUUCGCUCCUACCGGUGGAAAAACGAUGAUAGUUUUCAUGGAUGACUUGAAUAUGCCAGCGAAAGAGACGUACGGUUCUCAACCUCCGUUGGAAUUGCUGAGGUUAUGGAUUGAUUACGGUUUUUGGUUCGACAGGCAAAAACAGACGCGGAAAUAUAUACAGAGCAUGCAUAUUUUGGGCUCGAUGGGUCCACCUGGGGGCGGCAGAAACGUCAUCACGGAUCGCCUUUUGAGCAGAUUCAAUGUUAUAAACAUGACGUUUCCCGAAGACGAAACCAUAUCGAGAAUAUUCGGCACGAUGUUAAGUCAACACCUUGCUUCGAAUUUUCCCGAAGAUGUGAAAUUAGUGGGAAGGCAGAUAACUGACGCUACUAUUGAUCUGUAUAAAAACGUUAUAGUAAAGAUGCUGCCGACUCCCACGAAGAUACAUUACCUUUUCAAUUUGCGGGAUAUCUCCAAGAUAUUUCAAGGGAUGUUGAGGUGUCACCAAGAUUUUCAGAACGACAAGGGAACGCUGCUGAAGCUCUGGAUCCACGAGUGCUUCCGAGUGUUUUACGACAGGCUGAUUGAUGAAAGCGACCAAGAAUGGUUCAUCUCACAAAUGAACGACCAGCUCGGAAGGCAUUUCGAAGUGACCCUGCACAGUUUGUGCCCCAAAAACGAGAUACCAGUCUACGCAGACUUCGUGAACCCCUGGGGCAUAUACGAGGAGCACUCCGACAUCGCGGUCGUCAGGAAGUACUUAGACGAACAGAUGGACGAGUACAACGCCUCUCCCGGCGUAGUCAGGAUGGAUUUGGUACUGUUCAAGGACGCCAUCGAGCACAUCUGUCGCAUAGUCAGGGUCAUUUCGCAACCCAGAGGAAAUAUGCUCUUGGUCGGAAUAGGGGGUAGCGGCAGACAAUCCUUUUCGCGAGUCGCCGCCUAUAUUUGCGAGUACAAUUCCUACCAAAUAUCCGUGACGAAGAGCUACAGAGUUCCAGAAUUCAAAGAAGAUUUGAAAACGUUAUAUAGCCUGACAGGUGUUGACGGAAAAGCUACAGCUUUCAUCUUCAAUGAUACUCAGAUCACUGACGAAGGCUUUCUGGAGAUCGUGAACAACAUGCUGAGCAGCGGUGAAGUGGCCAACCUGUACAAACCGGACGAGUUCGAAGACAUCAAAAGCAGAUUGGAUUCGGAAGCGACGAAAGCCGGGAUCAUCCGCACUAACGAAGCGAUGAAUGAGUUCCUGAUAAGCCGCGUGAGGGCACGUUUGCACAUCGUCCUCUGCAUGAGUCCGAUCGGAGACGCUUUCAGGAAUCGGUUGAGGCAGUAUCCGGCUUUNAAAGAAGUAACGAAAAAGAGCGUGAAAAUUGGCGAAGAGGAAGUCCAAUGUAAAAAAAUGGCGGACAUUGCCCAAACCGAUUUAGAUGAAGCAAUGCCAGCUUUGGAAGAAGCUAUAAGGGCAUUGGACUCUCUUAGUAAGAAAGAUAUAAGCGAAAUGAAAUCUUAUACUACUCCCCCGCAAAAAGUCAAGAUGGUUAUGGAAGCUGUGAAUAUUUUGAAAGGGAUUGAACCUACUUGGGAAGCUGCUAAACGACUCUUGGGCGAGAUGAAUUUCCUCAGGGACCUCAAAGAAUUCGACAAGAAUCACAUAUCAGACAAAACUUUGAAAAAAAUCGCCGUUUAUACGAUGAGUGAAGAAUUUGUUCCAGACAAAGUAGGAAUGGUUUCGUUGGCUGCAAAAUCUCUGUGCCUCUGGGUUAUAGCCAUAGAGAAAUACGCCAAAGUUUGGAAAGUUGUGGGUCCGAAAAAAGCCAAGCUGGACGAGGCGUUAGAUUCCCUCAAAGAGAAACAGGCAAUGCUCGCCGAAGCUCAGGGCAAGCUCGCGGAAUUGAAUAUGACGCUGCAGAAGCUUCAGAAAGAGUAUGAGGAUAAACUCGAGCAGAAAGAGGAACUCAAUAAAAAGGCUGAGCUGCUGAAAUUGAAGUUGGAAAGAGCCGCCACGUUGGUGGAAUGUUUGUCCGGCGAAAGGGAGAGGUGGGGAGAAACUGUUACAGAGUUGGACAAAAAAUUCGACUUCUUACCCGGUGACUGUCUGUUGGCCACCGCUUUCUUGUGCUAUCUAGGGCCGUUCUUGUCCAGCUACAGAGAGGAGCUGAUACAUUUCUGGCAGAAAGAGAUUGUGAAAUGGGAAGUUAUAUAUUCGGUCGAUUUCAAUUUCAUCACUUUCCUCACCGAUCCCACUACGAUUAGGGAAUGGAAUAUACAGGGUCUCCCGGCCGACAGUUUCAGUACCGAAAACGGUAUCAUCGUUACUAAAGGUCAGCGGUGGCCGUUGGUGAUCGAUCCCCAGUGUCAGGCGCAGAAGUGGAUCAAAACUAUGGAGGCUGAUAACGAACUACAGGUAAUAGAUUUGAGAAUGACAGGAUACAUGAACAUCGUCGAAAAAGCAGUCCGAGAAGGAAAACCGGUUCUCUUGCAGAACAUUUCGGAAUCGAUCGACCCCUCCCUUGACCCGAUAUUGUCGAAAGCUGUGAUAAAGCAAGGAGGAGAACUCCUGAUCAAGCUGGAAGACAAAAUGGUGUCGUACCACGAGAAUUUCAGAUUCUUCAUCACCACGAAGAUGACGAACCCCCACUACCCGCCGGAAAUAUCCACCAGGACAACUCUGGUCAACUUCGCCGUGAAGGAGCAAGGCCUCGAAGCUCAGCUUCUGGGCAUCGUCGUCAGGAAGGAGAAGCCCCAGCUCGAGGAACAGAAGGAUCAGCUGGUGACUUCGAUCGCGAAAGGGAAGCGGACGCUUCAGGAUCUGGAGAACGAGCUACUGCGGUUGCUGAACGAGACCAGAGGAUCGCUGCUAGAAGACGCUGAGCUGUUCAACACUUUGCAGACGUCGAAGGCGACUUCGGAAACUGUCAAGGCCAGUUUGGCGAUAUCUGAGAAGACUGAGGUGCAGAUCGAUUCUGCCAGAGAAGGAUACAGACCUUCCGCUACACGAGCGUCUAUUUUAUUUUUCGUCCUGAACGAUAUGGGAAAAAUAGAUCCAAUGUAUCAGUUCGCCCUGGAUGCUUACAUCCUUCUGUUUAUCAGUUCCAUCACCAAGAGUCCCAAGUCACAGUUUUUAAACGAAAGGAUCAGUGCCCUCAAUGAAUACCACACCUAUGCCGUAUACAAGAACACGUGUCGAGCCCUGUUCGAGCAACACAAGUUGCUGUUCGCAUUCCACAUGUGUAUCAAAAUACUGAGCGCCCAGGGAAAAAUCGUCGCGGGAGAAUACAAUUUUCUGCUCAAAGGUGGCGUCGUCUUAGAUAGGACCAAUCAGAUAGAUAACCCCUGCCCGAAUUGGCUGACUGAGAUUGCAUGGGAUAACAUUACGGAGUUGGACAAACUAGCGGGAUUCCAUGGCGUCAUCGAUACUUUCGAACAGUACUCCAGAGAUUGGUACAAUUGGUAUAUUCAUACGGAGCCUGAGACUUUACCGCUAUUGGGUGAGUGGGAGGGAAUUUGCAACGAAUUCCAGAAGAUGUUGUUCAUCCGCUCCUUGCGCCAAGAUCGGGUAUCGUUUUCCAUUACGAAUUUUAUCGUGAAUCAGCUGGGACCGCAGUUUGUCGAACCGCCUGUUUUGGACAUAAAAGCCGUGCUCGAGGAAUCCGUACCACAAACUCCCCUGAUCUUUGUCUUAUCGCCAGGCGUCGAUCCCACAGCUAGCUUACUGCAGCUGGCGGAAACGGCCAAAAUGAAUGCCAGAUUCCAGUCUAUCAGCUUGGGUCAAGGCCAGGCGCCCAUAGCAACGAAGUUGAUUCAAACUGGUGCGAAGGAUGGACACUGGGUUUUCCUGGCAAAUUGUCACCUGUCCCUCAGCUGGAUGCCCAAACUGGAUAAGAUUGUCGAGCUGCUCCAAACAAGCAAAAUCAACAGCAAAUUUCGACUAUGGCUGAGUUCCAGCCCCCAUCCAGAGUUUCCCAUUUCCAUUCUUCAAGCCGGAAUCAAAAUGACCACAGAGCCCCCCAAAGGCUUGAGGGCUAACCUGAAGAGACUCUACCAACUGAUCACAGAGGACCAGUUCACGGCUUGCGAGCAUCCGGAAAAGUACAAGAAGUUGCUUUUCGGGCUGUGCUUCUUUCACGCCAUCCUCUUGGAGAGGAAGAAGUUCCAGCAACUAGGUUGGAAUGUCAUUUAUAGCUUUAACGACUCUGACUUUCAGGUAUCUGAAAACCUGCUGACGAUUUACAUCAACGAGUACACCACGACGCCGUGGGACGCCUUGAAAUAUCUGAUCGCCGGCGUCAGCUAUGGUGGGCAUGUGACUGAUGAUUGGGACAGGCGGCUGUUGACGACCUACAUAAACCAGUACUUCUGUGACGAUGCUCUGAACGUCCCUUACUUCAGGUUGUCGUCCCUGUCGACGUACUACAUCCCUCGCGACGGUUCGAUCCAAUCCUACCUGGACUACGUCACGCUGCUGCCGAACAUUGACAGGCCAGAGGCGUUUGGACAACACCCGAACGCCGACAUCACGUCUCUGAUAUCGGAAUCGCGGAUGCUGUUUGAGACGUUGAUGUCGCUGCAGGUGCAAAGCACCGCGAGCGCGGAGGAAUCAAAAGAGGAGAAGGUGACUGACUUGGCUUCCGACGUGCUGUCGAAGCUGCCUGCCACAAUCGACUACGAACAUACGGAGAAGCUGAUGGGGGCGUACAAAUCGCCGUUGGAUGUGGUGCUGUUGCAGGAGAUUCAGAGAUAUAAUUAUCUAUUGGUAUCAAUUCGUUCUUCUCUGGAAGAUCUACAAAAAGGAAUUGCUGGCCUCGUUGUCAUGUCAACGGAAUUGGAGGAAAUAUUCACUUGUAUCUAUGAAGGAAGAGUGCCAUCUGCUUGGUUGAAAGCAUAUCCAUCGCUGAAACUGUUGGGGUCCUGGACGAGAGACCUCGUAGCCAGAGUGGAACACUUUUCAGUGUGGGCGGCCAGCACCCGUCCUCCCAUGUUUUUCUGGUUGGCUGCGUAUACAUUUCCCACUGGCUUUUUAACGGCCGUACUACAAACAACUGCUCGUGCCAAUGAAGUUCCCAUCGACUCUCUGAGCUGGGAAUUCACCGUUAUGAACGUGGACGAAAAUCAGAUUCAGUUGGCUCCGGAGAACGGAGUCUACGUGAAGAGUACUUUUUUGGAAGGUGCCGGUUGGGAUAAGAAGAACGCUAUGCUGAUUGAGCCUCAACCGAUGCAGCUGGUCUGUCCAAUGCCUUUGAUACAUUUCAAACCAGUGGAGCAACUGAAGAAGAAAACGAAAGGGUUAUAUUCGUGUCCUUGCUACUAUUUUCCUAUAAGAACUGGCGCUGCAAAUCGUCCUGCGUUCGUGGUAGCUGUCGAUCUGAAGAGUGGUCUGGAAUCCGCUGAUUUUUGGAUCAAACGCGGCACAGCUUUGUUGUUAAGUUUGUCCCACUGAUUUUGUGCAUUUUUAUACUCGUUGUGCUUUCAUUUGUUGGCUUGUUUUGAUUUAUUCUGUAUAUAAGUGAGUAAAUAUAUUUAUUUAAUGUUUAAAA